Molecule: messenger RNA, 2300 nt
Organism: Sodiomyces alkalinus F11
Lineage: Eukaryota; Fungi; Ascomycota; Sordariomycetes; Glomerellales; Plectosphaerellaceae
Product: dihydroxy-acid dehydratase
Exons: 2
Coding region: 270-2078 (602 amino acids)
Biological process (GO): branched-chain amino acid biosynthetic process
Cellular component (GO): mitochondrion
Molecular function (GO): dihydroxy-acid dehydratase activity
Source: RefSeq, a predicted model, not a curated record
CGCCGACAUCGCAAUGCCCAAGUUGACAUUAUUAUUAACUGCUGGCUUCAUUCAGUCCCUGUGACUUCACCACCUUCACCACUUCUCUCCGACAUCCACGACCUCUCUACCCCUGUCAGUUGACUCAUACAGGGCUGAAUUUACCACCAUAAAGAUCGCCAUGCUUUGAGUCUCGUCCAAUUGUUAUUUUCGUUCAUUUCCCUCCAACUCUUCCCUCUAGAAGAAGCCAAUUCCUUCGAUUCCUCCGAUUCCUCCGCCUCGUGCCCACGAUGCUGUCCCAGUCAGCAAUUCGCGGCCUUAGGUCGCCCGCCCUUCGAGCGUCGUGCUCGAGAACUUGGUCGUCCAACUAUGCUCGCUCUCUCUCUACCACGGCGUCCAGGCGCGCCGACGAGCAGCUGAACAAGGUGUCGGCCACCAUCACCCAACCCAAGUCCCAGGGCGCCUCUCAGGCUAUGCUUUACGCCACCGGCCUCAGCGAACAAGACAUGAACAAGGCCCAGGUGGGCAUCUCCUCCGUCUGGUACGAGGGUAACCCCUGCAACAUGCACUUGCUCGACCUGUCGGCCAUCGUCCGCGAGUCCGUCGCCAGGGCCGGCCUGAUUCCCUACCGAUUCAAUACUAUCGGCGUCUCCGACGGCAUCAGCAUGGGUACCAAGGGCAUGAGGUACUCCCUCCAGAGCCGUGAGAUCAUUGCCGACAGCAUCGAGACGGUCAUGAACGGUCAAUGGUACGACGCCAACAUCUCCCUCCCCGGCUGCGACAAGAACAUGCCCGGUGUGGCCAUCGCCAUGGGCCGCGUCAACCGCCCCAGCAUCAUGGUCUACGGCGGCACCAUCAAGCCCGGCUGCAGCAUGAGGGGGGACCCCAUCGACAUCGUGUCCGCCUUCCAGGCCUACGGUCAGUACAUCACCGGCGAGAUCACCGAGGAGCAGCGCUUCGACAUCAUCCGCAACGCCUGUCCCGGCGGUGGUGCCUGCGGCGGCAUGUACACGGCCAACACCAUGGCCACGGCCAUCGAGACCCUCGGCCUCACCCUGCCGGGCAGCAGCAGCAGCCCUGCCGAGGACCCGAGCAAGAAGGCCGAGUGCGAGAGUGUGGGAGGAGCCAUCAGGAAUCUUCUCAAGGAGGACAUCCGGCCGCGCGACAUUUUGACUCGCCAGGCCUUUGAGGACGCCAUCAUCGUCGUCAACAUCCUGGGCGGCAGCACCAACGCCGUCCUGCACUUGAUCGCCAUGGCCGAUGCCGCUGACGUCAAGCUCACUGUCGACGACUUCCAGGCCGUCUCGGACCGGACGCCCUUCCUCGCCGAUCUCAAGCCCUCCGGCAAGUACGUCAUGGCCGAUCUCCACGAGAUCGGCGGCACGCCCGCCCUGCUCAAGUUCCUCCUGAAGGAAGGCCUGCUCGACGGCUCCCGUAUCACCGUCACCGGCAAGACCCUCGCGCAGAACGUCGACGCCUACCCGGACUUCCCUGCUAACCAGGACAUCAUCCGCCCCCUGAGCAACCCCAUCAAGCCGUCGGGCCACAUCCAGAUCCUGCGCGGCCAGCUCGCCGCCGGCGGUUCCGUGGGCAAGAUCACGGGCAAGGAAGGCCUGCGCUUCGAGGGCAAGGCGCGCGUGUACGACGCCGAGGACGACUUCAUCGCGUCGCUCGAGCGCGGCGAGAUCAAGAAGGGCGAGAAGACCGUCGUCAUCAUCCGGUACGAGGGGCCCAAGGGCGGCCCGGGCAUGCCGGAGAUGCUCAAGCCCAGCUCCGCCAUCAUGGGCGCCGGCCUCGGCCAGGACGUGGCCCUGCUGACGGACGGCCGCUUCUCCGGCGGCAGCCACGGCUUCCUGAUCGGCCACAUUGUCCCCGAGGCCAUGGAGGGUGGUCCCAUCGCCUUGGUGCAGGACGGUGACACCAUCGUGAUCGACGCCGAGAAGCGCGUCAUCGACACCAAUGUGUCGGAGGAGGAGAUGAGCAAGCGGAGGGCGGCUUGGACUGCGCCGCCGCUCAAGUACGCCAAGGGCACGUUGAAGAAGUACGCGAGCCUGGUCACCGACGCCAGCUCGGGAUGCGUGACGGACGGGAAGAUAUAGAGGGGCGAUGAUAAGAAGAGUGUGAUAUAAUACCAUUGUUCGGAUGUGGAAAAUAUGUACCUUAUUUUUGAUCAAUGGAGUUUCAGUUUGUUUCUUUUCCCUGUCUCAGAACAUGACCUGGCAGGAUUGGGAUGUGUUUCUAACAUACAGAUACAAACAGACUUAUAUGCCUUACAUCGGAGUGUGUACUUGAAGCCGCUGCCCUGAACGCAAUAACUUGUU